Molecule: messenger RNA, 2248 nt
Organism: Corythoichthys intestinalis (scribbled pipefish)
Lineage: Eukaryota; Metazoa; Chordata; Actinopteri; Syngnathiformes; Syngnathidae
Product: caytaxin-like
Exons: 13
Coding region: 389-1423 (344 amino acids)
Biological process (GO): apoptotic process
Cellular component (GO): cytoplasm
Source: RefSeq, a predicted model, not a curated record
UACCGAACGUGAUGAAGAAAAAAACGUGCUAUCCUGGAGGCACCGCAUUCUAAAGAGGAUGCUUGUUUGAUUACAUAAGCAGCAUAUGGAUGACAUCAUCACAGCAGGAUUAAAGGGGGCGCGGCUUUAGCUGAGGGAACAGUCCGCAGAGGUAAAAAAGGACAGGAGGAUUAUAUUUUUGGGAUGUUGUUGAUUACAUGGCAUCAAAAGCGAGAAUGUCAUCUAUGAUGGUUUUGAUGCCGCGGCAUUCCCGCUCUUGAAAGGACUGCCGCUAGCAGAGGCUCUCCCGCAGCAGACGGGGGACGCUCGAACGCCUUUGAAGGAGCAUCAUCGCCAUUGCAUCACACAGACGCUCGGUUUUAUCGAGCUGAUUCCCGAACAUUCUGCCAUGGGGACAGCUGAGGCAACUUUACGUAUGGACAGCAUGGAGGUGAAGGACGAAUGGCAGGAUGAGGACUUUCCCAGGCCUCUACCAGAAGAUGGAGAUUCCACAUGCGGCCUCACAGACAACAGAACCAACCCCCCCUGUAGUCUGAACGUGGGUGGAUCGGGCAAGGACCAGUCCAAACGCCGGACGCUGACUGCCCCCGAGAUGAACUUGUCACUGGAUCACAGCGAGGGCUCGCUGCUCUCAGAUGACCUGGACAUCAACGUGGACGAUAUGGAGACGCCCGACGAUACCGACUCGCUGGACUUUGCCAAUAAUGGCAAUGAGCUGGAGUGGGAAGAUGACACCCCCGUUGCCAGCGCCAAAUGUCUUCCAGGCGAAGGCGAGGAGGAGCGGGACUCAUCGGGCCGCCUGUGGAGAACGGUCAUCAUCGGCGACCAGGAGCAACGUAUUGACAUGCAGGUCAUCAGGCCAUACCUCAGGGUCGUCACGCACGGAGGCUAUUACGGAGAAGGCCUGAAUGCCAUCAUCGUGUUUUCAGCCUGCUAUCUCCCAGACAGCAGUUGUGACGACUACUCGUACAUCAUGGAGAACCUCUUCUUGUACGUGGUGAGCAGCCUGGAGCUGCUGGUAGCCGACGACUACAUGAUCGUCUACCUGAAUGGCGCCACGCCGCGCAGGAAGAUGCCCGGCAUCGGCUGGCUGAAGAAAUGCUACCAGAUGAUUGACAGGAAAUUGAGGAAGAAUCUCAAGUGUCUCAUCAUUGUUCACCCAACGUGGUUCAUCCGGACAAUUCUGGCCAUCUCCAGACCUUUCAUCAGCGUGAAGUUCCUGGACAAGAUACGUUACGUGUAUACUCUGCACGAGCUAAGCCUGCUCAUCCCCAUGGAGCACGUGCAGGUGCCUGAGUGUGUGCUGCAGUACGACGAUGAGAAGAUAAAAGCAAGACUGGAGCAAGAGCAACAGAAUGGAAACGUUUUGCCGCCUACAGAAAGGCUGAAGCAAACGAUAGCCGAGAUUGGGGGCGAAAUCUGAAAUUCAAAAAGAAUUGAUGCACCACGAGUGGAACUUCUCCCAGACAUUGAGAAUCACUGUAAUAGACCAUUUUAGCUAGGCGGUGGCAGUGUCAGGAAACGGGCUUGACUUUUGCCUUUUGGCUCUCGGCCAGUGGCCUCAAGAUCCAGAAUUACAGUAGCUGGCAAGCAGCUGUGAUGGGGAAUGUACAGUGAGCUGUGACACCAAACAUACCCUUUGACAUGUCGAGCUAACAGUGAGCUCCAGCGUGUCACAUCUCCACCUUUUGGUUUGGGACUAAUAAGCUAACAUAACGAGCACAGGAAUAUUAAUACUCUUCUAAAAUGCAAAAUGAGAGAAGAUAUUUGGGUUAACUGGAACAGGGCGUAUGAUAGAUUUGACUCGAGCCGCAUGCUAAUUAACAAGCUUUGAAUUUUGAGCUGCAUGUUACUUCACAAGGCAUGGUUAUCCAAGUGCUGAAAUAUUGAGGGCAGUCAGCACCUUUCCUCAUUCAUCAAUGCAAUUGUGGGUCAACUCCCAUUUCCACUUCACAUCAAGUAAAAUCAUCCCCAGUCAGGUUCAGAUAGAAGGCUUAGUAAAUGAGUAGCGGUGUAGCUGGGGUGUUAUUUACCAUCUAGUAUAAUCAUAUAAUCAGAUUGGAUGACUUAGACCACUAUUGCACCAAUUAUACUAUAUUGUUGAAAUAAUUAAUAAUAAUUUGUUUUUCUUAGUUUUUUGUUUUUUUUUGUUUUUAAUAAAUAAAUAUAAGUAUACUUUUACAAUUUGGAAACAUGCCCAAAUCCUAGCAAUAUUCAAAACUAUAAAAAACCCCAGCUACUUUUUUUU